Molecule: messenger RNA, 3024 nt
Organism: Linum tenue
Lineage: Eukaryota; Viridiplantae; Streptophyta; Magnoliopsida; Malpighiales; Linaceae
Source: the annotation of a GenBank genome assembly
UUUUUUCCUUUUUCCUCCUUUCCCCCAUUUAUUUAUUCAUUCAAUCUCCAUUUUUCAGGCAGUACUAAUAAUUCUCCAUCUCUCCCCCUUUGGCUCUUUGCUCUUUAGCCCACCAUCCACCUCCCACUUAUCCUCUUCACCUACAGAAAGACAGAUAGAGAUUUCACUAAGAACAAAGAGAGAGAAAGCUUUGACUCCAAAUCGGAGCAUUUCCCAUCUUCUCCCCCGGCGGGGAUCUCUGCCAUGGAUCUGAGCCCGAAGCAGAGCAGCCCGUCGGAGUCGACUCGCUUCCCCGACGAGGUCCUCGAGCGAGUCCUUGCCCUGCUCACGUCUCCCAAGGACCGGAACGCCGUUUCCCUGGUCUGCAAGGACUGGUACACCGCCGAUAGCUGGUCCCGCCGCCAUGUCUUCAUCGGGAACUGCUACUCCGUCUCGCCGGAGAUCGUCGCCCGCCGGUUCCCGAGGAUCCGGAGCGUCACGCUCAAGGGGAAGCCGCGGUUCUCCGACUUCAAUCUCGUUCCUGAUAACUGGGGCGCCGACGUCCACUCCUGGCUCCUGGUAUUCGCCUCUGGGUGUCCGUUCCUCGAGGAGCUGAGGCUGAAGAGAAUGAGGGUCACCGAUGAGAGCUUGGAGUUCUUGGCGCUCAACUUUCCUAAUUUCAGAGCUCUAUCCCUCCUGAGCUGCGAUGGGUUCAGCACCAGCGGACUCGCCACUGUCGCUACUCAUUGCAAGAAUCUGACUGAGCUUGAUAUACAAGAGAACGGGAUAGAGGACUUGAGUGGGGAUUGGCUGAGCUGCUUUCCUGAGAACUUUAACACAUUGGAAGUUUUAAACUUCUCCAACCUGAUCACCGAUGUGAACCCUGGCGUACUCGAGAGGCUUGUGAGCAGGUGUAGAUCGUUGAAGGUUUUGAAACUGAAUAGAACUAGCUCCUUGGAUCGCCUACAGCGGUUGCUCGUUUCUGCACCUCAAUUGACUGAACUGGGCGCCGGUUCUUUCUCUGAAGAGCUCACGCUGCAGCAGCAUGCGGAGCUCAAAUAUGCUUUCGGUCUCUGCAAAAAUUUGAGUGUGCUAUCUGGAUUUUGGGAUGCGUCGGCACUUAAUCUAUCAGCUGUUUACCCUGCUUGCUCGCGGCUGAGUUUUCUAAACAUGAGCUAUACCGCUUUGCAGAGUCCGGAACUUGCAAGUCUUCUUCCUCACUGUCCUUGUCUUCGCCGCCUCUGGGUACUGGAUUCAGUGGGAGACAAAGGCCUUGAAGCCGUGGGAGCCAACUGCCCAUCACUUGAAGAAAUCCGUGUCUUCCCCACCGACCCUUUCGACGAGGACAUGCUCCACACAGUUACCGAAUCAGGCAUCGUUGCAGUCUCCCAGGGCUGCCCCAAACUCCAUUACAUCCUCUACUUCUGCCGCCAGAUGACAAACGCUGCAGUGGCCACUGUGGUUCGCAACUGCCCAGACUUCACCCAUUUCCGCCUCUGCAUCAUGAACCCAGGCCAACCGGACCACACCACCAACCAACCCAUGGAUGAGGCCUUCGGUGCCGUAGUAAAAGCAUGCAAGAAGCUCAAGCGACUCUCCAUCUCCGGUCUUCUCACGGAUCUCACGUUCAAGUACAUAGGCGAGUACGCCAAGAAUUUGGAGGCCUUAUCUGUGGCCUUUGCUGGAAGCAGUGAUCUGGGGAUGCAGUAUGUUAUGGAGGGCUGUUCGAAGCUGAAGAAGUUGGAGAUUAGGGACUGUCCGUUCGGGAAUGUGGCGUUGCUUUCCGGUUUGGAGAGGUACGAGUCAAUGAGGUCGCUUUGGAUGUCGGCUUGUAAUGUGACGAUUGAUGGGUGUAGGUCUUUGGCCAGAGAGAUGCCGAGGUUGAAUGUUGAAGUGAUGAAGGAAGAAGGGAGUGAUGAUUGUAAGGCAGAUAAGGUUUAUGUUUAUCGAACCGUUGCUGGGCCAAGACGAGAUGCUCCUCCUUCUGUGCUCACCUUCUCCGGUCUUUGAAAAUUAUCAAGUGACGAUGCUUCAACAAGCUUUGUUCCGAGGAAUGGUUUGGAAAGGAAGAGAAGAUAGCAUGUACCAAGUAUUUGCUUAAUCUUGUCAAUUUGCUGGGAGGCUGCAACUCCAUGAAGUCAUGAAGCUACCUACUAGCUACUAGAAAGGGCUGAAAUCCACAGCACUCAUGCCAUUCGAGGAGCUUCUUGUAAACUCUCCGAGUAGUGAAAUCCAGAAGAAGAGAAGAAACACACAGUUGGCAUCCGAGCACAUCAUCUCAUCCAUCAUUAACAUGGGUCGACGAUGAUCAAGCUAGCCGCGAACCCAUUGCAGGUUAAGAUAAAAGAAGACCCACCACCACCACCACCACUAUCAUCAUCAUGUGUGAGUGUCACCACAACGCAGGCCAUGGCUACCAUUAACUGCUUGCAGCCAAAGUUGAUGGAAAUUUGGAGAAAGGAGAUAAUGCAACAGAGACCAGACAAAGGCUACUUCUUCCAUGGUUUCUGGUGGUGAGCCAUUUAGUUUAGGGGGUUGGCUAGCGGAGAUGAUGGCUGCUCUGUUGGUCCAAAGUUGUUGGCCAAGAGUGAACACCACGAAAUGGCGGGAAUGGUGGAGAUGUCAACUGUCGUCCUCUCUCUUCUUUCUUUUUUGGUUUUUUUGUUGAAAGAACCCUGCUUCUCAUUUUGUUGUGCAUUAUUGGUUUUCAAUUUUCAUGUCUGUCCAUCUUUUUGCCGGAUUGGACUUGAACAGGCAUAUAUGGCUUUUUAAGGGGUCGUUUGGCAAGCUGUUUUCCAUUAGUAUACACGAUUUUCAGGACAUCAUGUAUUUUUGUAAUUGGGAUUUGUAAGAAUUCGUGUAAUGUUAGAACAUAGCGUCCGGUUCCGUUAGCAAGAUCUUAAGAUGUAGGCAGCUGAAUUCUUCAAUACUAUUGGUGAAUCCAAAGUAUAUCACAAUCUAUGUUAUGAUGUAAUGUGCAUUUACAAGACGCAGAAAAGAACAAUGUAAUGAUUUUCUGAAAUAAUGUAUUCUGGAAAUCAGGAG